AUGCCAAACGUCCUCAUCCUCGGCGGCUCAGGCUACAUCGGCCUCGCCACAGGCCAAUCCCUCGUGUCCUCAGGCAACUACAGAGUCUGGGGCACAGCGCGCACCCCCCAAAAAGCCACCCUCCUGCUAGAGAACGAAAUCACCCCAAUCCCCGCAGAAACAGACAUCACAGACCCAGCCUCGCUUACCUCAGCAAUCCUCGACAAUCUCAUCGACAUCGUCGUCGACGCCACCUCAACCCACCAACAAGGCGGCAAAGUCCUAGAAGGCUUGAAAAACGCCGCAGUGAAGCGCGCCGCCGAGCUUGCCAAAGAGGGUAUCGUCGCUCCGAAGCUCGGCUUUGUAUACACCUCUGGGAUAUGGGUUCAUGGGUCUACGAGCGAGCUAGUUAGUGAUCUUUCUCCUGUUGGGAGUGCCUUGUCAACGGGGAAACCACCAAGGAUUGUUUCGUGGCGCGCGGGCCAGGAACAGGCUAUUCUUGCUUCGAGGGAUGUGCUCGAGGUUGCGAUUAUACGGCCUGGACUUAUUUACGGAAGGGGAUCGUGGAUCUGGACGCCUUGGUGGGAGCCGAUUCUUAAAGCGAAGCGAGGUGGCAGCAGCGAAGUAAUCCAGAUUCCGGCUGAUACCGCGGCUCGUCCGUCGUGUGUGCAUAUUACCGAUACCGCGGCUGGGCUUCAUGCAGCUAUUGACCGUAUCCAUGGGAAUCUAGGGACAUGGCCUGUCUUUGAUCUGGUUACGGAGACAGUCGGGGUGCGGGAUAUCGUUGAGGCAGCGAAAUCUAGCUUGGGGGUUACGGCUGAGGUGGAGUAUACCGGGACCAGGGGGGAUGUCAUGCUUGAGGCGAUGAGUACGGCGGGGAACUCUGAGGGAGGGAGGGCGAGGGCGGUGCUGGGCUGGUAUCCGAAGCGGACGGAGUUUGUUUUGAAUAUGGCUGUGUAUAUUCGUGCUUGGGAGGUUGUACAGGGGUAG
Messenger RNA from Aspergillus puulaauensis, 969 nucleotides. Its product is annotated as NAD-dependent epimerase/dehydratase family protein. The record is from RefSeq and is a predicted model, not a curated record. Lineage: Eukaryota; Fungi; Ascomycota; Eurotiomycetes; Eurotiales; Aspergillaceae. The transcript has a single exon. Bases 1 to 969 code for a protein of 322 amino acids.